Molecule: messenger RNA, 234 nt
Organism: Opisthorchis viverrini
Lineage: Eukaryota; Metazoa; Platyhelminthes; Trematoda; Opisthorchiida; Opisthorchiidae
Exons: 3
Coding region: 1-234 (77 amino acids)
Source: RefSeq, a predicted model, not a curated record
AUGGAAACCUUUCUGCCUGAUCCAUUGUCAGUCUCAUUAGAGCCGCCUGAAGUGAGCACGAGGGCCGAGAUGCGAUCAGGUUAUCCAAGCCUGGACACGAGCAGUCGUGACACUGAGGUCGGGUUCGAACUACGAACCUUCCGUGCGGAGAAAACGAAACGCAACGUACUCUUCUUUCCAACACGACUGACCAAGGAGGAAGUUCACAAACGUAUCAACAUACACCUAAUCUAA